Messenger RNA from Etheostoma spectabile (orangethroat darter), 1461 nucleotides. RefSeq names its product stonustoxin subunit beta. NCBI's taxonomy places the organism in Eukaryota, Metazoa, Chordata, Actinopteri, Perciformes, Percidae. The record is from RefSeq and is a predicted model, not a curated record. Gene Ontology annotation, molecular function: protein binding.
ACUGAAUGGCUGUAACUUGUCAAAGAGAAGCUGUGAAGCUCUGGCAUCAGUUCUCAGUGCCAAAAACUCCACUCUGAGAGAGCUGGACCUGAGUAACAACGAUCUGCAGGACUCAGGAGUGAAGCUGCUUUCUGCUGGACUUGCGAGUCCACACUGUAGACUGGAAACCUUGAGACUGUCAGGCUGCCUGGUAUCAGAGGAAGGCUGUGCUGCCCAGGCCUCAGCUCUGAGCUGUAACCCCUCCCAUCUGAGAGAGCUGGACCUGAGCUACAACCAUCCAGGAGACACAGGCAUGAAGCUGCUCUCCGCUGCCCUAGAGGAUCCACGCUUGCAACUGACUGUUCUUAGUGUGGAACAUGGUGGAGUGAAGAGGUUAAAGUCAGGACUGAGGAAGUACGCCGAUGUACUCCGGCUGGACCCGGACACAGCGAACAGGAAGCUGAUGUUGUCUGAGGACAACAGAAAGGUGACGGAGGUGAAAGAGGAGCAGCCUUACCCCGAUCAUCCAGAGCGAUUUCACCACUGGAAGCAGGUUCUGUGUAGAGACGGUCUGACUGGGCGCUCUUACUGGGAAGCAGACUGGAAAGGAUGGGUUAAUAUUGGAGUGGCAUACAAAGGAAUCAAAAGGAAAGGGCAGGAUGAUGACUGCUGGAUUGGACAGAAUGACAAGUCCUGGAGUCUGUUACGCUGUGAUAAUAAUUACUCCGCAUGUCACAAAAAUAGGAGAGCAGUCAUACCCAUCCACCCCUCCUUUGACACCGGCAGAGUAGCAGUGUAUGUGGACUGGCCUGCUGGCGUUCUGUCCUUCUACAGAGUCUCCGCCGACGCACUGAUCCACCUCUACACCUUCAACACCACAUUCACUGAACCGCUCUACCCUGCAUUUGGGAUGGAGUUCAAGAUCGGAUCGUCAGUUUAUCUGUGUCAGUUAUAACACGAGGCAGAGUCAUCUUUUGUCUGAGGACACACACACUUUAACAGAGACAAUUGCCUCCUUCUGGCCUAAAGGAGGGCCCACCCUGAUUUGCAUGUAGCCCAGGAAAACCAAAACAGAUUUUAAUCAGGUCAACAGGGAUGCAUAUAGUAUGUGGCUAAGUGUCAUCUGUAUUUUAUGUGGAUAGGCAAAAUAUUGAAAUCAAAUGUGCACUGUAUAUACAAUCUGGUCUCACACCAGAGGCCUGUUGUAUGAAAGUAGAAUAAAGAUAUCCAGGAUAACUGAAAAGCGCAGCUAGACUUAGUGUGAUCCGCUCCUCGCGGCUUAAUCUAUUAAAACUUAUUAACAUAUUAAAAAAAAAUGUCAAGCCAGGUGGAGAUAGCUGGGAUAAGUGCACGGUCACGGCUUUCUUAAAUGGACCACGGUAUCGAUCACAGAUUUACUGAUGCAUAAAUGGAGAAGACGCACGCAUCAUAUGUUUCACCCAAUGAGCAGCAGCUUCUAGUGGAAAAUAACGAGGAGGGGAA